Molecule: messenger RNA, 408 nt
Organism: Punctularia strigosozonata HHB-11173 SS5
Lineage: Eukaryota; Fungi; Basidiomycota; Agaricomycetes; Corticiales; Punctulariaceae
Exons: 4
Coding region: 1-408 (135 amino acids)
Source: RefSeq, a predicted model, not a curated record
AUGCGCCCCGGACGAUCCAAUCCGAGGCGUUCCAUUGACGAGGACCUGAUGAUCAGCGAAUGGCAGGACCGAUGCAACAUAGAUUGGGCGGAGCACGACACCUCUGCACAAUUGACGAUGCGUGCAGCUCUGCCUGACGGAAUGCAAUCCGCUUCCGGGCUCGACACUUCCAUGUUGAAGGAUAUCCCCAUGGUCGGAUCCCCCGACGCUCCCCUUGCCACCAUCCGCGUGAACUUCCAAGGCUCCGAAGCCGCAUCGCGAGAACCUCGCCGCUUCGAGCUUUCGGGAGAUAUGCCGUUGGGCGGCUUGUGUUUGAAGGGCAAUUUCCACACGGCGCACAAGGCAACCAGUAGCGCCGUUGCGCUAAUACAACGGCCGCGGCAUCGACUCGACGACCACUCGCCUUGA